This is a messenger RNA of Centropristis striata (black sea bass), 5983 nucleotides long. RefSeq names its product beta-1,4-N-acetyl-galactosaminyl transferase 3b (gene b4galnt3b). Gene Ontology annotation, molecular function: acetylgalactosaminyltransferase activity. Lineage: Eukaryota; Metazoa; Chordata; Actinopteri; Perciformes; Serranidae. The transcript is spliced from 20 exons. Bases 374 to 3271 code for a protein of 965 amino acids. Gene Ontology annotation, cellular component: Golgi cisterna membrane. The record is from RefSeq and is a predicted model, not a curated record.
CUGGUGUGAGAUUUCACUGUUCACUCCGCUGUUUCUGCGUCUGAAAUGCUGGACUAGCCGGAGCAGAGACACAACCACGGCACUCUGCGAGACAAGCAACAGAAAGUCUAAUUGAAGGUUUUAGAUGACCGAGAGUGCUCAGAGUAACAUUAGAUUGCCAGCCACCCCGGGUCAUGGAGGGAUUUUUCGCGAAAUGAGAGCCACCAGGGGCCGUGCGCAUUGGGGAUAUCCAAGGCGCCUUUAGUGCGCACCCACUGGGAGCUGCGGUGGGUGGCAGGCGGACGGGCUCACGGUGGGGUCGGUCCCCUCCUGAUGACAAAGCGGUGACCCGACCGAUGAUUGCCCCGGGAAGAACUUUUGUCCGACAGCCAAGAUGAUAGCGGCGUUUUUCCCCUUGAAGAAACUCCGGCGCAAUGGCAAGUAUUUUCUGUUCGGGAUGAUUCUGCUGGUCGGAGUCGCGGCCGUCUACCAUGAGAUGGUUGCUGCAAAAGCAUGGAGCAGUGAUAACAGUAUGAAUCCCAACGUUGACGGUUGGAGGGGAUCCAUGUUUGACGAAAGGGUCCGAAGGGACCAUCAGCCAGACUCUGUGAAGGAUUCAGGUGCUUGGAGGUCCAGCUACACUCCACAAACCUGGAAACCAGAGUAUAAGGGUCAGGCCAAUCUGCACGUCUUUGAUGACUGGUGUGGCAGUUCUACAGCUGACCUCCGCAAGAACCUGCACUACCCGCUGUAUCCACAUUCCAGGAAUACAGUGCAGAAGCUGGCUGUCUCUCCUCGGUGGACCAACUACGGGCUCAGGAUAUUUGGUUAUCUGCAUCCAUAUGCUGACGGAAAUUUUGUGUUUGCUGUGAGCUCUGAUGACAACUCUGAACUAUGGCUCAGCACAGAUGACUCUCCCCUUAACUUGCAGUUAUUGUCAUGGGUUGGAAAGACCGGAAGAGAAUGGACAGCUCCAGGCGAGUUUGAGAAGUACGCCAGUCAGACCUCCAAACCACUUUGGCUGUCUGCUCAGAGGAGGUACUUUUUUGAAGUUAUCCACAAGCAAGACAACAGAGGGACUGACCAUGUGGAAGUGGCGUGGCAGCUCCUGGACAAAGACUUUAAAUUCAGGGUUAUUGAAUCCAGACACAUCUCCCUCUAUGUCAAUGAGUCUGCUUUCUUAAUGAGUGACGUUGGCCACAUACCACAGACAGUUGCAAGCCACCAGCACACACCCACGAAACAGCAGAGUGCCGCAGCAGACAUGCUGCGGGAAGACUCGCGCGACACUGCUUACCAAGUGCCUUUGCUUAACAGCAAGUUCCUACAAGGUGUACUGCCUGACUGCUUGUACCAACCCAGCUACAUAAUCAAAGACUUUCCUCUGAUGCGCUACCAAGGAUUGCAGUUUGUCCACCUGUCCUACAUCUAUCCCAAUGACUACACCCGACUGACACACAUGGAGACAGAGAACACCUGCUUUUACCACGAAAGCCCCUACUACAUGAAGAGGUUUGGUUUCUCUAGAUACAUGAUACUAGACCAUCCUGGUGUGCAGGAAAAAGGACAGAGAAGACGAGAUUUUAGUUUCCAGGGGAAUAAAUCAGUGCUAGAUGGGUAUGAUGAGGAUGAGUUUGACAAUGAAGCCUAUCACAGAGAAAAGGAAGUCCGGCGCGAUAAGGUGGAUAAUGCCCUCUUUCCAGACUAUGGUGAUGAUUAUGAUGAUUAUGCUCGAGGAAUGAGGCGCAAACUCUUCUCCUUGGUCAUGAACAAAACUAACAACACACUGAAGAACACCUCCAACACAAGACAGCAUGUAGUUGAGUUGCAGAGGCGGCAGAGAAAAAACAGUGCCCCACAGCCUCAAUCAGAUCUGCAGAAACCCGCUGUGGCUCUGCAGUCAACUCAAGGCUCAAAACAUCUCCCGUCCAAGCAACAGAACCAGACAGAGUCAAAGCUACAGGGUCGGGUUAAAAAAGCAAAAAAGAUAAAACCAAAAACAAAGUUUAAAUUAGCAAAGAAACAAAAGUCCAAAUCAGUAGAGGCUACUGUGAGACCAGAACAGAAGAAUCCACUGAUACCAGUGGACAGAAAGACGGUUAAAGCAAAGGUACGGCCAGCAGUCCUGUCAGAGCAGCUCAACUCUGAAGAGUAUUAUACCAAGAGGCCCCGUACACAAAACCCCACCCUAAGGUUUGAAGGUGUAGAUGAUGAGGAGCUCACCCCUGCUCCAGAGUUUGACCCUGAGGUCAGCUGGAGCCAGACGUUCCAGGUCAACCAUCUGGACCUACAGGCACAGCGGUCAGAUUGGAUCGACCUAACCUGCAACAUCUCAGGCAAUCUGCUUCUCCACUCAAGUGAUGCUCUGCCCAUCGCCCAUGCUUUCAUGGAGCACCUCAACGAAAAGCACCACGGGGAGUUCACACUGGUUCGUGUGAUUAACGUGGUGAAGCGUAUGGAUGGGGUCCAGGGCAGCCGCUACCUUCUGGAGCUGGAGCUGAAAGAUGGGAACGGCAAGCUGCUGCGCCUUUCGUACUACAUCUAUGCACUGAUUCGCCACAGCAGGCGACGCAGACAGGACAUUUUCCAACGACCAAAACCUCAGCUGUUACUGUGUAACCCAGUGGGCUUCCGCUGGAACCCCGUCGCCACCGUCAACUUCAUAGUACCAGUAAAGAACCAGGCUCGAUGGGUGCAGCAGAUUAUUGCAGACAUGGAACAACUGUUCAGAGAAACGGGAGACGCCAACUUUAAUCUCAUAAUCACUGACUACAACAGCACUGACAUAGAUGUGAGGAAGGCUCUACAGAAAUCCUCACUCCCCAGGUACCAGUAUGUUAAGCUGAGCGGCAACUUUAAGCGCUCUGCUGGUCUUCAAGCGGGUGUUGACCUUAUAAAUGAUGACCACAGCAUUGUGUUUCUUUGUGACCUCCAUAUCCACUUCCCACCCUCCAUCAUUGAUACCAUCCGGAAGCACUGUGUGGAGGGAUACAUGGCCUUUGCUCCAAUAGUCCUUAGACUGGACUGUGGGGCUACGCCAUUAGAUGCCAAAGGUUACUGGGAGGUCAAUGGCUUUGGUCUGCUGGGGAUCUAUAAGUCAGAUCUGGACAAAGUGGGAGGCAUGAAUACCAGGGAAUUCAGUGAGCGCUGGGGUGGAGAAGACUGGGAGCUCCUUGACAGGAUUCUGCAGGGUGGACUAGAAGUGGAGAGGAUCUACAUGAGGAACUUCUUUCACCAUUUUCACUCCAAACGUGGCAUGUGGAACCAUCGGACAUGGCCCAGCCACAGUUGACCGAUUCACUUGCAUGCUGCACAAUAACCGAAGCACUUUAAGGUUGCAGCCUGAUUCAUGCAACAUAACCGUAAUACCUGAUUACCGACAGAGAGGGUGACAGAGGAUUGGAUUCACUUCCUUCACUUCAGCUAUUUAAAAAAGAAAUCUAACAAGUGGCAGGAAGGAGAUACUACUGAUGGCUCAGAGUUACGUCACUGGAUGUUCUGUGGGCUACUGCGAGGGUCGAUGAGUGCCAUUAACUAUUUUAAUAUAACACAUGAAGAUACAGCUGUGCACCAUGUCACUGACUGACACCAUGAUGAUCUGCACUACUGGCUGCAAGGACCUGACCUGAUCCAAAGACAGGACGUUAAUAAAUGACAUACUCCAAGGAUGUAUACACACAAGUGUCCUAUACGAUCGAGAUCACAGCUUUGCACAUGAGUCUUAACUCGAGGGGAAAAAAAUUUGUUCUGUUCGUGACAAAAUGGAAAAAUGUUUGUGUAUAUGUGUAUAUGGGAAGACUUCAUAUUUAUUUAUCAAUGUUUGUGAGAUUUGUUGUUUUUUUUUCAUUUGAGUUUAAUGCUGUUUCUAAAAAUAUAUGGGGACGUUUCAGAGAAGUGUACCUCAGUUUACCUGUUGAGCACCCUCCCCUAUUUGUUCUUAUUAAAUAUUAAAUGUGCCUCUUGUUGCAGCUGUGCCUGCCAGGUACUGGGGCCACAUAGUGCUGUUUUUACAGCGUCAGGAAUAAAUAAUUAAAUAUUUAUGGGAUUUUCUAUGAUUGUAUCAUUUGGUUUUGUCAGAGAAGGACAUUCAGUUAUAUUUAGACAGGUAUGUUUGUGUUUUCUUUUGUGUUAUGUUGUUAACUGUAUCACAGACAUUUUUGGUGUAUGAAUCAGUAAUCAAAUAUCAGAAAUUGUCUGUGUGUUCUCCCUCCACUGCCAUUUACCAAAGAGAAUAAUUGAAAGUUUAGUAGAAUGACUUCUGUUUUAUUCAUAUGUAGAAUAUUUUUAAAAAGCAGGGUUUUUUUGACACGAGUGACUAUUAAAAAUAUAGCUUUAAGGGGGACAUAUUAUAUCUGGAGAAACUGUGAAUCUUUUUUCUGCCAAAAAGCCUUCUGCCGUGAAGUUUUUGUGGUUGAAGUAUAAAGAGCAAGGUUAAGGAGGAGAUUGUGGUGGACAAGUGAUUCAAACACUCAGAAGACUUAAGUCCACCCCUCCAUGACAUACUAGACUUAAGCCUCUUUAACACAUUGUUCCUGGUAAAUUAUUGGAAUAACCUUUCAGGCACUGUUAGUGAUUUAGUGAUUAGUGAACGCACUACACUCAGGAACAUCUCUGUCUUGCACAUUAUCACAAAUGCCAUGGCAAUAGAGGGAGACAUUUCAGUUGACUUGGGUCUUCUGCCGCUCACGAAGAAGACCUUUUUUUUUUUGCACACUACAGCAUCUCUAACUGUUCCAUACAAACUUGUAUAGCUUGUUACUCUUAACAAGUUCCAGAUUCAAACACGUUUGCGGUUCAUUUGCUCCACUUGAAAGCAUGUUAUACAGAUGUAACCCUUCAAGUGCCUGUCCUGACAAUGUUAUUGCUUUCAUUAACAACACAGCCCUACUGUCAAUUUCCCUGAAAUUUUACUUAGUCUUGAGGUGGUAAAUUCGCAGUACAGAUUUCCCUGAAAAUCAAUUCCUGCUCCCGUUUACACAUGACACAUGCAGGAAAUGUUGCUGACCAUUUCAGGGAUAGAUUAAAUGUGUGCAAGGGGGUUUGGUUCCUUAGUAUAUUCUGUUUUGUUUGAUUUGUUUUCAGUGACAGUUUCAUUAGUUUUAGACACCAAAACUACUUUGUUAGGUUUAGGUCAUGGUUUGGGUUACAAAUGGACAUUUUACUUAAAUGAAAUACAUGUUGGUUUUCUAGAAGAAAGAUCUCUGCCACUGAAGGUUCAUUUCUUUGUGUUUCAAACAGAGGGUGACGUUCUGAAAAUAACAAACAAGUAAACGUGUUCUAGUAGAAACCCCCCAAAAAAGUAUGAAACUGAAAAUGAGCAUAAUAUGUCCCCUUUAAGGGCCAUUUUACUGUUGUUUAUGUAUUAUUUGUGUGCAUCUACCUGCUGAAAUUAAUUGUUUUUUCAGAAGAAUAAUCUUUUUGACAAUCCUUUGUUUUAUUCUGUUUGUUUGUUUUUUUGGCUCAGUCUAUGAAGCUCCCCAUUCUAACAGUGGGUAAUAUUGUUUUCAAUGUCAACACAGUAAAUGCAGAUAGGAAAUGUAGUGGGUGAAAAAUGAUCUUGUGUAUUUAUCAUAUGAGGGGUUAUUUUAGACUUGUGGCAGCAUUUCUCUAUUUAUUCACAUUCCAAUUUGACAAACAUGUUGUGCCUUUCUAGGUCUUUUAAAUUUGACACAUGUUAAACGGUUUCACUUUUUUUAAGGCCAACCGAAAUUGUGGUCUGAUGUCUGUGCUGGUGGUUUUGUAUUGUAACACUGCCAAGAACUGUGUAAUUUUUUUUGUAUACCAAAGCAUUGAAGGUUUUCAAAUGUGGUUUUGGGUUUGGCUAGAAUGUUUUCUUUGUUGUUGUUAGAUAUACCUCAUCCCUCACUUUGUGCUGAGAGUUGCCUUAUUGUACGGUUCUGUACGAGUCUCUUCUCUCAGGGACAGUUUCAUUUUUCUUUUUUUUUUAAUUUUACACUGCCUUGACAAUUCUGAGGAAUAAAUUUCUCUUGCCUUAUUUCCGUUA